Molecule: messenger RNA, 2358 nt
Organism: Botrytis byssoidea
Lineage: Eukaryota; Fungi; Ascomycota; Leotiomycetes; Helotiales; Sclerotiniaceae
Exons: 1
Coding region: 1-2358 (785 amino acids)
Biological process (GO): peptide metabolic process
Cellular component (GO): mitochondrion
Molecular function (GO): metalloendopeptidase activity
Source: RefSeq, a predicted model, not a curated record
AUGUUGAAAGCCACUACGCCCAGGCCGUGGGUUUGUUCUCGGUGCGUUAGGAGACAAAUCCAAUCACGUCGAAGACUUGCGACAGCUUCUACACAAUAUCGCGUAUCUCGACCUGUACCUGUAGACAACUCUGCCCCAGGCGCAAAGCAUGAUGAUAGAACUUUGCGGCUGAUCUUUGACUCUCCGAAUUUCUGGGCAGAAUUCUCUCAAUCAUCGAAACAAAGUUACAAUAGACCGGCUGUUGGACUUUUUCAGAAUUGCUACCUUGUCAACCCCCAAGGAUUCGAAGUUUUUGCAAACACGAGUCUGCGAAAGGCACAAAGAAUUGUGGACAAAGUUUUGAAGGCUUCGACAGUUGAGGAAUACAGAUAUGUUGCUAGAGACCUAGAUCGUCUCAGUGACCUGCUGUGCCGGGUCAUCGAUUUGUCGGAUUUUGUUCGAGCUACACAUCCGAAUGCAGCCAUACAAGCAGCUGCAUCCAGAGCCUACGCAAAAAUGUUUGAAUACAUGAAUGUUUUGAAUACAACUACUGGGCUGGAUAAGCAACUUGAGAUCGCCAUGGGAACACCAGAGAUUGUAGCAGGAUGGACGGAGGAAGAAGUGGUAGUUGCAGAUAUUUUAAGGAAAGACUUUGCAAAGUCAGCCAUUGAUCUACCUCGUGCCCAGCGAGAAAGGUUUGUAGCUCUCUCGCAACAAAUCAGUGAAAUUGGUCCUGAAUUUGUCGAUUACAUGACACCCUCAAAAUCUUACUUGACUUUUGAAAGUAGUAAGUUAAAAGGAAUGGAUCCAGUGCUGGUGAGACAAUACACGACAUGGGGACAGACUAAAAUUCCAACCAUUGGUGGUGCUGCAGCUGCAGCUAUUAGAUCAGUUCAGAAUGAAGAAGUCAGAAAAGAGAUAUUCAUGGCUACUCGCACAGCUUCAAGAAAUACAGUAUAUAAACUGGAGGAGCUCAUGCGUAAAAGAGCAGAACUGGCUAAACUUUCUAGGUACGAAAGUUAUUCUCACCUAGCCCUAGGAGACAAAAUGGCCAAAAGUCCAGCAUCUGUAUCACAAUUCUUGGAAGCACUGGCGAAGGAUAACAAUCAGAUUGUAAAAGGAGAAGUUUCCGAGCUCCUCAAGUUUAAGCUGUCGAACUCGCAUGGAUCUUCUCCAGGUCUACAGCCAUGGGAUAAAGAUUAUUAUAUGUCACAAAUUUUGGCUUCAGUGCGUUCGCACUCUCGCAAUUCUGAUUUUCUUUCAGCAUAUUUCUCGCUUGGUACAGUCAUGCAGGGACUCUCCAGGCUAUUCACACGCCUCUACGGUGUGAGACUUGCUCCUCAUGAGACAAUGCCAGGAGAAACAUGGAACGCAGAUGUUCGAAGACUAGAUGUGAUCUCUGAAACCGAUGGUCACGUUGCUGUACUUUACUGUGAUCUGUUUUCCCGUCCUGGAAAGUCCCCAAAUCCUGCGCACUUCACCCUUCGCUGUUCUCGAGAGAUCACAACGCCUGAACUCGAAGAAGCUUCGUCAUUUUCUCAAAAUAAGCUGUUCAAAACUGAUGAAGAAGCUGCUAAUGAUGGCAUGGCCACUUCAAGAGCUUCGGGAGUCCUCAAGCAAUUGCCAACCAUAGCCCUCAUUUGCGAUUUCGUCACAAUGUCUGGAAAGUCUUCCCGCCCUGCCCUUCUCAGUUUCAACGAGGUGCAAACUCUCUUCCACGAAAUGGGCCAUGCCAUACAUUCCAUUCUCGGGCGAACAUCUCUUCAAAAUGUCUCAGGAACUCGUUGUGCGACCGACUUUGCAGAGUUGCCUUCAGUCCUCAUGGAACAUUUUGCAGCAGACCCAUCUGUUCUUUCUUUAUUCGCACGUCAUUAUGAAACCGAUCAACCACUCCCAUAUGAAAUGGUGGCCGAGAAACUAGCAUUAGAUAAACGUUUCGAAGGUUCUGAUACCGAAAAUCAGAUUAUCCUUUCAAUGCUCGAUUUAGCAUAUCAUUCUGACCUCCCACUAUCUCCAUCCUUCAACUCGACAGAAAUAUAUCACUCUCUCCAGGAAAAACAUGGUGCCCUCCCAGUUGAUCCCCCCGGAACAUGCUGGCAGGGUUUCUUCGGACAUCUCUUCGGAUACGGUAGCACGUACUAUAGCUAUCUCUUUGACCGAGUUCUCGCAAGAAGAAUCUGGCAAGUGGUAUUCAAGGACGGAGAAGCAGGCGGUAGCAUCCACAGAGAUAAUGGCGAGAAGAUGAAAGAAGAAGUUCUGAAGUGGGGUGGAGGAAGAGAUCCUUGGAAAUGCUUGGCGGGUGUACUAGAUGAUGGUAGAGUGGAGAAUGGUGAUGAAGAAGCCAUGGCAAUUGUGGGUAGCUGGGGAGUGAAGGAAUGA